Messenger RNA from Menidia menidia (Atlantic silverside), 2316 nucleotides. The record is from the annotation of a GenBank genome assembly. NCBI's taxonomy places the organism in Eukaryota, Metazoa, Chordata, Actinopteri, Atheriniformes, Atherinopsidae.
GGCGCAAUGAGCUGGGCGGGGUUUGUUGUGUCCUCCGAGAAAGAAAGAACGACUGUGUCCAGACGUUGGUCGCCAUUUUGAGGACUCACAAAAAAAUUGUGAGAGGCAGUUUUCACGCAGCAACUUUUACGGCUUUAUUCAUUUCCGUCGAUUACAGGAUCAAUGUCUCGAUUUAAUCAUAAUCGUGGUGGUCUUGGGAUGAAUAAUUUUCAGCCUCGCAGAGGUGGUGGGCCCGGUGGCCCGAUGCAUGGUGGGUACAUGGCGAACCCCCAUUUCAGGAAUCAUCCUUUCGCAAACCCGAACCAAAAUCGCAGGGGAGCGAAUAAUUUCAACAAACCGCAAAAUCAAGGACCACAGAACAGUCCACAGAAGCCACAACAGAACCAGUCGAUGCCAAUCAUUCCGGCACCGAGCCCCGGCCCGGCGCUCACGAUGAAAGGCCCGAUGCAGCAGGAGCAGCCAAAACCGGCCCAACCGCAACAGGAGCAACCGAAAGCGGCGCAACCGGAGCCGCAAAAACCCAACAACCCCGCAGCCCAGCCGAAGAUCCAGCCACCACCACCGAAGCCAAACGUGUCCUCCAUUCCACCCAACCAGGCAAAUCAGAACCAGCAGCUCAAGCCACCGGUCGGAAACGCAAACGGACAGCAGCAGAAGCAGCCCCCCCAACAAAGCCCCAAGCCCGGUGCCCAGCAAGGCCCCAAGCCGGUUCCCCAGCAGAGCCCCAAACCAGGACCUCCAGAGGGCCCGAAAGGCGGACCCCAACAUGGACAGAAGCCAGGUCCCCAGCAAAGCCCAAAGCCAGGUCCCCAGCAAAGUCCAAAGCCUGGUCUCCAGCAGGGCCAAAGACCAGGUCCCCAACAGAGCCCAAAGCCUGGCCCUCAGCAGGGCCAAAGACCAGGUCCCCAGCAGGGUCAGAAGGCAGGUUAUCACCAGGGCCAAAGGCCUGGUCCUCCUCAGGGCCAGAGAACCGGCCCCCCACAAGGCCAAAGAGGACCUCAGCCAGUCAGAGCACAAUCUAAGGCAGACACCAGUAUCAGUGAGUCUGACGGCAGCAUGGAGAAGGCGUUUAAGGCAACCUUGUCCAUGCUGUUGAAACCCGGAGAGAAGUCCUACACCCAGAGGUGUCGUUUGUUUGUUGGUAAUCUGCCCAAUGACAUCUCAGAGGAUGAUUUCAGGAAGAUGUUUUCAAAGUAUGGCGAGCCUUCUGAGGUCUUUAUCAACAAAGGCAAAGGCUUUGGCUUCAUCCGACUGGAGUCCAGGGCACUGGCAGAGAUUGCCAAAGCAGAGUUAGAUGACACUCCAAUAAGAGGCAGGCCUUUGCGUGUUCGUUUUGCCACACACUCUGCGGCACUGUCUGUGAAGAAUCUUUCUCCAUACGUGUCCAACGAGCUUCUGGAGGAAGCCUUCUCCCAGUUUGGUAUGGUCGAGAGGGCCGUGGUAGUUGUUGAUGAUCGCGGUCGCUCUGCAGGAAGGGGCAUUGUUGAGUUUGCAUCCAGGUCAGCUGCUAAGAAGGCCCUGGAUCGGUGCAAUGACGGCGUCUUCCUCCUCACCACGUCACCUCGUCCUGUGGUCGUCGAGCCCCUGGAGCAGUAUGAUUGUGAAGAUGGUCUUCCAGAGAAACUGGCCCAGAAGAAUCCCAGAUAUCAAUCGGAGCGUGAGCAGCCUCCUCGCUUCGCCCGUCCGGGCACCUUUGAGUUCGAGUAUUCCAAACGCUGGAAGUCCCUGGACGAGAUGGAGAAGCAGCAGAGGCAGCAGGUGGAGAAGAACAUGCUGGAAGCUCGGGAGAAGCUGGAGAGUGAGAUGGAGGAUGCCUACCACGAGCACCAGGCUAACAUGCUCCGGCAAGAACUGCUAAGACGGCAGGAGGAGCUAAGACGCAUGGAAGAGAUGCACAGCCAAGAGAUGCAAAAGAGGAAAGAAAUGCAGCUCAGACAAGAGGAAGAACGGCGCAGGCGGGAAGAGGAGAUGCUGCGCAAGAGAGAGAUGGAGGAACAGAUGCGGCGCCAGCGCGAAGAGAACUACAGGAUGGGCAACUUCAUUGAUAGGGACAGGGAGAUGAGGAUGCAUGCUGGUGGAGCUAUGGGCAUGGGCGGAGACAUGGCCUUUGGAGCGGCCAACCAGAAGUUCCCAAUGAGUGGAAUGGGCUUUGAGAACCAGCAGGGAAUGGGAUCCGCUGCAGGAGGCCUGAUGAACAACGAAAUGCGCAACGAGCGCUUUGCCCAGGGCGGCGCGCGGGGGAUGGGUCCUGGUGCCGCCGGGUUCGGCCGGGUCCGUGAGGAGUUUGACGGUCCCCUUAAGAAACCCCGUUUUUAA